CGAGUCGAGUCGAGCGGCCCCGAGUCUUUCUCGAGUCAGUCUGAGACGUGGCCCCGUCGCCGUGUCGUCGUCGCAUCCUUCUCGAUCUCGAAUUCGUCGCGCGCUACCUGUCGAAAUCGAACAAUCUUAUCGUCGAUCCACGGCCGAUCGAAAUGGCCGCGUCGCUUUGAAGUCCCGCGACUCCGGGUUCGUCGAUCCAGUGAAUCAUCGGUUCACCAAUCGCGCGGACUCGCGCGUUUACCUCUCUCGUUCGUCCUCGAGGCUCGAAUUGUUCGCGAACGCGAUUCUUGUUCUUUUUUCGUUAUUGCGAACCGACGAUGACGUCGCCUCGACGGUGCGUCCUCUGAGAUCCGCUUCCUUUUCAGUGCAGUGAUUCUGUGUGUGCGUGACGCGAAAGAUCAGCUGGAACCUGGAAGGAUACUUGCGAUAGGUAGGGAAACAUCUUCUCGCGGGAUUUUUCUUGCCGCGGAUCAACCACUUUUGGUGAACAAUUAACAAUCUGUUCCGUGAUGAUCGUAAAGAUAAAUCAAGGAUGCGGGCUAUAAAAUCAAGAAGAAUUACACAGUCCGAGGUGAAGAAAUCAGUUCGAUAAAUCAACGUUGAACAGGGGAUAAUUUGGAGACAAAUUGAUCAGCGAAUAGCGGUCGAUUUAAAGAGCCGCUGUUCGACCAUCGAUCGAAGAUUAUUGGCCUCGCCGAGGCGGAAGCAGUCGAUCAACGAACGGUGCCCAUGCCGAGCGUUAAGAAAAGUCAGCUGGUAGGCUUUAGGAGCGUGAGAGGACAAUUCUCUUCGGGACCGACCGUGUCAACGAAAUCAUCGUGGCUGUGAGAGGACGUCGAACGUGCUUGAAAAUGUCGAGAAUUAUGUCAGGACUGAUUCUACUGGUGUUGACGGUGGUGUCGUUUAGAGAAGUGCAAGGACACGUCGCCUUGACUUUCCCACACGCGAGGAAGUACGACUUGGAUUUCCUGGACAACGCCAGGACGCCUGGGCCAUGCGGAAUGCCUCGUGGUGACGUUAAGAGCACGCUGCUGUCUGGGAGCAACUUCAACGUCACGUGGCAUCUGGCCUAUCCUCACCGAGGUGGAUUUCGAUUGCAAAUCUUGGAUGGCCUUGACAGGCCACUGGUUGAUCUAACUCCUGUGACUAAGAACAGCGAGUUCGUCGAGGACGACGCCACCGCGCAGGCUUACGCCGUGCAGUUGCCUCAGAACUUCACGUGCACCGACUGCACGAUCCGACUCCUUCGAGAGGCUGAGGAAUGGGGAGCGAGUUACAGAUUUUGGUCCUGCGCCGAUAUCGAUAUCGUCGAUAGAAAGGGCUACAGGGAGGAUUGCAGCGGUCACGGCCGAUAUCUGCUGGGUCGUUGCAGAUGCGAUCGGCUCUAUCACGGGACGAGAUGCGAAUUUAAGGAAGAAUGUCUCGAUGACUCCGACUGCGGUAUUCAGGGCACGUGCGUCGACACUGGUGGCACGACCGCGCCCACCAAGCACUGCUACUGCAACAUGGGUUGGUUUGGACCGGGCUGCGCCAAGAGAUCUCCGGUUAAGACCAUUGACGUAGAGUUAGAUGCCUACACCAUAAAAAAGUUCUCGGACAAUUUUACAUUCUAUUGGCGGAUACUGAAGGAAAGCAAAGAGCUUGAGGGCAUUAUCGUGGCGAACAGCACGACUUGGGUCGGUAUCGGCUGGCGACCCAGCGAUCUGACGCCAAUUUGUCGAUCUUUCCCCAAUAUUCAAGAACGACCGAAGGACGAGCCGCUUCCGCAACCGGAACCGAAAGCGGAACCGGAACCAGAGCCAGAGUCCGAGCCAAAGGCUGAACCGAAACCGGAACCUGAGCCAGAAUCUGGACUCGAGAAGUCAGGUACCAAACGGAGAUCGGCUAAAGCUCACGAUCUCGCGUUGUUGGCUUCGACUCCUCGAUCCGACGUCGACGUCACGGUACAAACGAGCGUGACUUAUCGUGUUAGCACGAAGCAAGGACGUAAGAAGAGAUCACCCGAGGCCACGAAAACUUCUUCCAACGGGGAACCCGUCGCCGAGCCGAGCACUGUCGACAGCACCAACACCACGCCCGAACCAGAACCUAAAUCUGAACCUGAACCCAAGUCUGAGCCUGAACCUAAAUCUGAACCGGAACCUAAAUCCGAACCGGAACCGAAAUCCGAACCGGAACCGAAAUCCGAACCGGAACCUAAAUCCGAACCGGAACCGAAAUCCGAACCAGAACCGAAAUCCGAGCCUGAGCCUAAAUCUGAACCAGAACCGAGUUCGGAACCGGAGCCAAAACCUGAACCUGAGCCUAAAUCCGAGCCUGAACCCAAGUCCGAACCAGAACCCAAGUCCGAACCAGAACCCAAAUCCGAACCAGAACCCAAGUCUGAGCCGGAGCCCAAAUCCGAACCCGAACCCAAAUCUGAACCUGAGCCCAAAUCCGAACCGGAACCAAGUUCGGAACCGGAGCCGAAAUCUGAGCCAGAACCUAAAUCAGAACCAGAACCAAAGUCCGAACCGGAACCAAGUUCCGAACCAGAACCAAAAUCUGAACCGGAACCCAAGUCAGAGCCGGAACCAACCUCGGAACCGGAGCCGAUUUCAGGUCCCAAGUCGAGCGCAACGAAAGCUAUCCUGCCUGGAGCACACAAGUACACCCCGAAACACGACUUCAACCCCAUGGACUGUACGGACAUCAUAAUCGGAUCGGCACGUGGCAAUAAUCACAGGAUCGGUGAUUAUUACACCAGAGACAGGUCCACCCCGAGGAAGGACGAAUAUUGGGGUGGGAGGGACACUCUGACUGCUGCCUUGGGCUACGAACGCGACGGUGUCACGACAAUUCUCUUUAGAAGAAAACUAGCAGCGAACGAACCGACCGAUCACGAAAUUAUCGACGGUAACAUGCAGGUGAUAUGGGCCAAGGGACAAGAACCUGGAAAGUACAUACAUCAACCACCGAGUGGUAUUGAAAAAGCCAAAGUCAGCGUAAAGGACUUCUACAAGGCCGACGAACUCAAGUAUCACGGACACGGAUCGCAAAGAGGAACCGUCACCCUUAAUUUCUUCGAUGAAAAGGAUAAACAAGAGGCGAUGAACGAAGACGAAGUUAUGACGCCAGUUUCAACCUGUCGUGGCGAGUGGCACUAUCCGAAAAAUUGUGUUCCAGGAAACGGCACCUGUGAAUACUCCAUUCAAUGGACUUACAAAGAACGAAAAGAUCAACUAUCGUUUAUUAUUUCCACGACCAAUAUCAACACUUGGACAGGUGUUGGAUUUUCCAAUGACGAUAAAAUGUCGCAAACAGACGCGGUGUUGGGCUGGGUCGAUGAUAAAUCGGGUCGAGCUUUUCUCAUGGACACUUGGAUCAGCGGAUAUAACGCGCCGCUGCUCGACCCGUCCCAAGAUAUUUACAACACCGACGGCAGUAAAGUGGACGGCGUAACGACCCUCAAGUUCUCGAGGAAACGGAUAACAAAAGACAAUAGGGACCUCUCGUUCACUGACGAUCACUGUCUAUACAUGAUGUACCCAGUCAAGGGUGGCACUUUCAAUGCCGUUAACAAGAAGAUACGAAAACACGACGUCGUGCCUAUUGUCUCUUCUGAGAAGAUCUGUAUUAAAUCUUGCGGUCUCGAAGAACUCGAGGAUCUUACGACACCAGCUCCUCCAAGGUUGCAUUAUGACGUAGAAGUGAAGCUGAUAAAUCUGGGUGAUGGUUUUAUGGCGCCUACUCCUGGUAGUCCCGACUUUGAAGUUAUUUCAAACAGAAUAGCCGACAGCUUUGGACCGGUUCUCGAUAAGCUACCAGGCUAUUAUCAAAUACGUCUGAAUGAAUUGCAAAAGGAAGAGGAGCAAAGCAGCGUUAUUGCGAAGAUGGAUCUGAUCUUAGACAAGAACGAAGUGAAAGGCAGAUCGUUAAAGCCGGUGGAGACUAGCGCGGCAGCUGAGAAAGCGCUGAAGGAAGCUCUGGUCAACGGGAAAGUGGGUGCAUUGAGCGUGGACCCUCAGUAUUUAGUCAUCAGAGCUCCUCGAGUGAAUGACUUCGGCGGAGGAGACUCGGACGAGAGAUCGUCCUUCGCGUCGGAACUGUUCCUCGACGCGACGAAGCUGUACAUCGUCGUCGGAUGCGUCGCUGCGCUGCUCGCGUUGGCCCUCCUACAAGCAAGCUGUACCCUCUACAGGUCGUCGAGAAGGCGAGCGACAAAGGAUCGUCUGAUUGCCAGUAACGCUUGGAAAGACUACGCCUCAGGCGCUAAUACGAACUUCGGUUUCGAUGCGUUCGAGACGGAGGAGAAGGCCCCGCCGCCGCCGGUGUCCAGUCUACCCCGUCACAGAGAAGUGACCGGUAACGGGCUGAACGGCACCGACACCGUCGAGGGUCCUAAUAGAAUGAUGGGACCUCGCGCGACUUACAGUUUGCCGCGUGCACCAGGCUCGAGGCACACGGCACCGAUUCAACCAGGAUACUACACGCAAGACCGUAGGGAUCACUAUCAACGAUCGAAGAACAACAUGCACAACCCGGGCGGCGGCGUAUCGACGCAGCCGAACCAGCCCGACUUCUAUUUCAUGCCGAGCCAACGCAAAUACAGCGGCGAGGUGGUGCGCGUGUACGUGGAUUACGGCAGUCAGCAACCGAAGUAAUGUACAAAAUGGAAGGAGAUGAACUUCGAUAAGAGGAAGAGGAAGAAGAAGAAGAAGAAGAAGAGUAAAAAAGAACGAAACGCGUCAGUGACAGUGCUGUCCCAUUCCCUACUUUCCCUCGAUCGCGAAUUCCAAGCGGACGAUUGUAAGCUACACAUAUCUCGCUUCAGUGAAGCGACACUGUACAUAAAACCAAGUUUAGUGGACCUGGAGAAAACGAGACUUCGAAAUGAGCCCUUCCCUCCGGUGCUUCUCUCAUCAUUACUUCUUUUCUUAUUCGAUGGAUCGUUGUUUUAUUAUUAUUAUUAUUAUUAUUAUUAUUAUUAUUAUUAUUAUUAUUAUUCUCUUCCGUCGUCGUCUUUGCCCGAUCGCUAGCGAGUGUCGAACGAGGGCAACGCGCACGAUUUUUCGUUUUUCUUAAGCGAAAGCUAGACGCAAGAAGUGGCGCUUAAGACCAAAGAGUUAUCGAUAAGGCGCGCUCGAUGCGCGAUUCUGUACAAAAGCGCGCAAAAGGAACAUACACAACGAACAGCACUGUAUCAUCACUGUAACUCUCUCGAUGCGUGGGCCCAGGUACCAGGUGUUUGAACCGUACCCGUGCGCCGUUACAGCUACGUCUUUACAUGUACUUACGAGCAAGCAUAGACGUCUGAGCAAUAAAACGUUUGUACAUUUUUUUAAUCGAA
Molecule: messenger RNA, 5329 nt
Organism: Ceratina calcarata
Lineage: Eukaryota; Metazoa; Arthropoda; Insecta; Hymenoptera; Apidae
Gene: nahoda
Product: DOMON-like domain-containing protein nahoda
Exons: 17
Coding region: 852-4643 (1263 amino acids)
Source: RefSeq, a predicted model, not a curated record